Molecule: messenger RNA, 2192 nt
Organism: Hippocampus zosterae (dwarf seahorse)
Lineage: Eukaryota; Metazoa; Chordata; Actinopteri; Syngnathiformes; Syngnathidae
Gene: yju2b
Product: YJU2 splicing factor homolog B
Exons: 10
Coding region: 394-1389 (331 amino acids)
Biological process (GO): mRNA splicing, via spliceosome
Cellular component (GO): U2-type spliceosomal complex; post-mRNA release spliceosomal complex
Source: RefSeq, a predicted model, not a curated record
GUGAUCAGUUGUAAUAAAUCACCACAUCAUAUAUCAAAUUAAAUCAUGUAAAGCGCGAGAUUUCACCGUUUCGGGUGUUCACAUUUGCGACAGUGCACAAUUUACGGCAAACACCGUUUCCACAAAACGUUCGCAUUUCUAGACGAUUGGCAUGUACCUUAGUGGAUUUGAACGUAGUCGUAAUAUGAAAAGUACCUCCACGCCAGUAAAGCUGUCCGUUUUUGUUUUAACUGGGACACUUCGUCGUUUGCUUAAGAUAGCUAUAGCUAGUUAGCGGCUAAACUCUCCAGUACUACACAAAAUCUCCGGGGAAUACUUGUCGUCGCCAGCCUGUGCAACAUUUCUCCAAACAUAGAGUGACUCUGUGACCUGUGCAGAGGUCUCGUUGCCAAGAUGGGAGAACGAAAAGGAACAAACAAGUACUAUCCGCCGGACUUCGAUCCGGCUAAGCAUGGCUCUCUCAAUGGCUACCACAAAACACACGCCCUGCGAGAGCGGGCCCGGAAGCUGUCCCAAGGCAUCCUCAUCAUCAGGUUUGAAAUGCCGUACAACAUUUGGUGUGACGGCUGCAAGAACCACAUUGGCAUGGGCGUCCGGUACAAUGCGGAGAAGAAGAAAGUGGGCAACUAUUUCACCACGCCAAUAUACAGGUUCCGUAUGAAAUGCCACCUGUGCGUCAACCACAUCGAGAUGCAGACGGAUCCGGCCGCCUGCGACUACGUCAUCGUCAGCGGCGCCAGCAGGAAGGAGGAGCGAUGGGACAUGGCCGAAAAUGAGCAGAUACUCACCACCGAGCGAGAAGAGAAGGAGAAGCUGGAGACCGACGCCAUGUUCAAGCUGGACCACGGCGGGAAGGACAAGGAGAAGCUCAACAAGGCUCUGCCUUCACUCGUGGAGCUGCAGGACCACCAGGCCGCAUGGAAGGACGAUUUUCAGCUCAACAGCGCCUUGCGCAGGAAGUUCAGGAUUGAAAAGAAGGAGAAGGUGGAGAAGGAGGAGAAGGAUAACGCGGUGAGGGCGAGGACCAACCUGAGCAUUCCGCUGCUGCCCGAACGCGAGCAGGACAAGAGGCUUGCCGCGCUGCUCAGCUACCAGACGCCACACUCAUACGAGGACAGGCAACGCAGCAAACGGCAAGAGAUCUCCUCACGCUCCUGGUUUGGCGCCGCCUCCACCGCAACCACCCCCGGGGGGCUGCUCCACAAGCUGGGCCUGCAGGGCAAAGAGGCGGCCGUGGCCAAAGCGCUGGGCCCCUCGCCGACCCCCCUCAUCCGCAGGAAGUCGGACACGCAGGAGUCGGCGCCGGAAGUCGGAACUAUGGAGCGGGACGCGAGUUCCAGCUCCCUGGUGCCCAACUACAGCGACUCGGACUCGGACCACGGCAAGUGAACCGCGUUGACUUAUUUCGGGACGCCUUUCCGACAGGCUGCGGGAAUUCCCCAGCGUUCCCUUGGUGGUGACGCCUCAGUGCAAACAGGACGGCCUGAUAACUUUUGCUCCCAUUGCCUUUUAAUGGGGGGGGGGGGGACUUCCAGGAAGCUGAAAUGGACCACCGUGUACUAUUUUAAAAAAAAAAAAACUUACAGGAAAUGACAAAUUGAGUGUAGUUGGCAUUGGAUGCGGUGUAUCUAAUUGAGUGUCCGCCAUGUAAAAUAAAGGUCAGAAAAUUAUUUGCCACGUGACAGUCUUCGGUGUCUUUAGUUCCAUAACCCGAUGAAAGAUUUGAGUAAAAUAUGCAAUUUUACAUCUUAAUAUAUUGAGUUGCAAAAAUAUAUGGCUAAGUGACCCUCUUAUAAUUUUAUCAACAAAGAAAAUACAGUCAAACCUCGGUUUUCGAACGUCUCGGUUCUCAACCGAUUCGGUUUUCAACCAAAAAGUUCAAUUUUUUUAUGCCUCGGAUGACGAACACAUUUCGAUUCUCAAACAAACUGAGCGCACUUGAAUGUACCAUUUGACUCCUCUCGCCUUCCUUACACGAGGAAGCAUCACUUCCGUAGUGAGCAGACGUUUUCAGUAAACUUUUUUAUUUAAAAAAAGAGCGUGGUUUAGGUUUUGGAACCAUUUUGGUUUUCCAGCAGACUUCUGGAACGGAUUAUGGACAAAAACCGAGGUUUGACUGUACCUGAAAAAUGUGAGUAAGCUGGGAAUCAACUUAAAAAAAAAUAUGAAAUAAGCAAGGUUUUCUGAGAAAA